CGUUAAAAACAAUGUAGGCCAGUUGGAACAGUGGACUCUUGGCCCUAUAAUCUUAUGUAUACGAUGGCUGUCUAUCAGCUGUCGUUGACAGUCAUCGUUAUCACUUUACUGGUGAUACCACUGGCAGAUGGGGAGAUACACAGAACAACGUUAAAAACGGGAGUACCGAAUCGUUUUUCUCAGGACGUGGCAAGUGAAACUCGAUCCGCUAUGUCGGAUCCUGAGGCUGAGAGAACGUUUUAUGAAGUUUUGGUUUAUUCAGUAGGAGGCGCAGUGCUUGUAGGCCUCAGUGGCAUCUUUCCUCUCCUUGUUAUACCUAUAGAGGCUGGUCCUGCACUGAAACACGGUGCAGCGGCCAACAAACUGAAACUACUGUUGAGUUUUGCUGUAGGGGGACUACUUGGGGAUGUUUUUCUACAUCUGUUACCAGAGGCUUGGGCAGCUGUUGAUAAAGGUGGACAACAUGAUCAUUUUGGACACACAAAGAUUGGACUGUGGGUACUAGCAGGAAUCCUCUCAUUUCUGAUCAUUGAAAAAGUAUUUGCCAAAGAAGGAGAAUUUGAUCAUAUGCAUGAUGAUUGUGAUUCGGAUAAUGAAGAAGAAGACAUCCACAAUAGACAGAUUUCAGAUUUGCCAAAAAUAAAUGGUUGUGAUUUAAAACAAAGGACUAGUUCAUCAGAUAAUCAUAAAACAAAUUACAAAAAGCCAAAAAAUCAUGGAGUUACAUCAUUGCAAAAAACAACCACUUCAUCUUCAUCCAAGCAGCACACCAGCGGGGCACCAGAGGGGGAGUCUGAUAUCAAGGUUAGUGGAUACCUGAACCUGCUGGCUAAUGUCAUAGACAACUUUACCCAUGGUCUAGCUGUAGGAGGAAGCUUUCUAGUCAGCAACAAGGUUGGUUUUGUGACCACACUAGCCAUACUUUUACAUGAGAUUCCACAUGAAGUGGGAGAUUUUGCCAUUCUGUUGAGAUCGGGCUUCAACAGGUGGAAAGCUGCUAAAGCGCAGAUGAUGACUGCAACAGGAGGCAUUCUGGGAGUGAUAACGGCUCUGACUGCAGAGUCAGCUGAAUCAGCCGGAGAAAGCACAGCUUGGAUCCUUCCUUUCACCUCUGGAGGAUUUAUCUAUAUUGCCCUUGUCACUGUAGUCCCAGAUCUCUUAGAUGAAAAACAUACAUUGGAGUCUUUGAAACAACUUCUGUGUCUUUGUGGUGGGAUUCUAGCAAUGCUGGUAGUAAGCCUCUUCCAUUGACAUUUCUGACCUAGUGACAGCUAAAAAAGGACCAAUUUGCAUUUUCUAUAUACUGUAUUUUGAACAUAUUUUUGAGGGAAAAGGUGAUAUUGAAAUACUUUUUAAGAUUUUAUAUAUAGAGGAAUUUUGAUGUCCUUUUUAACCUUCGAGUUUGUCGGAGAACAAAAUUGUGUAUGAGAAAGUUUAUUAUUUUUGUCAUUUGAACGUACUUUACACACUUGUGUUUAUAUGCCAAAAGGCAUGUGGAUAUUUGUACAGAAUAUUUGUACAAUUGUUUUCAUUAUAUCAUACUGUACAAUUGCAUUAUGCAACAUUUGUUCAAAGUUUUGAAUAUUUGCUUUUCCAGUCUUUGCCAAAUUUUAUUUGAUAUAGCUAACUGAAAGCCAUUACGUACACGUUUUAAAUUGGUGUUCAAGAUAGAUGUUCUUAUAGUGUAUUUUUGGAAAAAUAUUGAAAUAUUUUUGACGACUAUUUUACUGAAGGAGAAAUAAUUCCUAUAUUUUUAUAUACAGACAAUGAUCCAUAUAAGGACAGAGUGUCAUAUUAGUUUAGAUUUGCCUGUUUGUUUGUCCUUGUUCUAACAUUAUAGCCAUAACCUGUGAGCAAAAAUAAGGUGGCAUUGAACUUAAUGUUGGUUUUUUGUAGUCUACAAAUGAAGCUUUGUUAGAAAUUACAAACAUGUUACAUAUCGGGGUACUAUAAUUUUACUUGGAGGGCAGAGAUCAAAUAGAAAUUUACCUCCACUAAAUUUUAGACUGUUAGUUUGCAUAUCAAAUAAAAUUUUUAAGUAAUUCUUAAAUUUGAAUGUACAUUAUAUAUACAUGGUCAUAACCUGUUAAGUUUGAUAGUAAAUGAUAUAGUUAUGCAUAUAUUUUCUUUUUGGGUAUUAUUUGUGCAGUAAAUAUAGUUAAAGGGUUUAACCCCCCAAAAAAUUAUUUUCGUUCUCUGCAAUGUAAGCCUAUACUUCACACUUUCCUAUGACUUGGACAUUAAGGAAAUGUGUGAAUUUAGCAAAUUAAUCAUAGUGCAAUAUUUUACACACAGUUUUAUGUGUUACAUACGUUGUAGAUUAAUUAUCAUGUGGUAUGGAUUCAGGGUGAUAUUACUUUGUUGAAGAUGAACACGAUUGUAUUUUGGUGGAAUUUUGUUUUUAUGAAGGGUGGAAAGUGUUAACUUUCUGUUGGUAAACUGCAUUCAUAUUUAAAGAAAUAUUGUCUAUUUUCUCUGCAUUUUUUGACAAGGUAUUUACGGAUAAAUAUAAUGUACUCUGUCAAAAAUGCUAUAGUAUGUUAAAACAGGACUUUAUGAAGACUUUUUUUUUAAAUUUCAACAAAUAUAGAAAUACAAUAUAGUGCAUUUCACUAGCAUAUUGGUAAACAUAGAUUCUACAAAUACUUAUCAAAGAAAGAUCUCAGAUAAUCAUGUGCUACCCAAUCAAAGUAUAGGUGUUAAUGAGUAUCACAGAUGUUCUAUUAUGUAAAAGGUCUUUUAAAUCCAUUCUUAAUUGAAUUCUUUUCUGCUCAACAUAGUCUGCAUCCUGUUAGAAGUGGAUAGUCAGAGCUUUUUAUGUCAUCAAACUGUUUUUUAAUUAUCAUUUCUCUUUAUCCAUGAGAUCUGAGGUUUUAAACUUCGUAAAAAUCAGCAAUUCCAAAAUUUUAUACACUGUAUACAUGUAUAUCAGCAAUUCUUAAACCGUGGGUAAGAAGAAAAUAAGAUUGUAUCCAAAGGAUUUUUUUCCUGUCAAGAUUAAGAUACAGUCUAUAUCAAUUUUAACAAUUCAUUUUAAAAAAUUGUUAGAGAUGGAAUCAAAAUGUUUUUGUUUUAACUUACACUGUAUAUAUUCCAGUAUAUAUUAUACAAUUUAGGAUUGCAUUUUCAUAAACACAUGCCAUGCAUAAAGCAUUUUCAUAGGUGCUGGACUUGCUUCUUAUAUUUUAUUUUUACGUAGAAUUUUAUUUUUAAAUUGUUAAGAUAUGCCAAUUUAUGGUAAAAUGCAUUACUAAAAAGUGAUUAGCAGAUGGCAUUAGCAUUGCAUUUUAUUCACAUUAAUUAAUUCUGUCUCAUAAUUUAUGGUCACCUGACUAGCUCAUUGCUAUUUACUCUUUGUCUUUUAUCAUAAAAAUUCUGCACCACUCAGCCAAUGGCUUAUUUUUUAAAAACUUCCCUUGUAAGAGCUCAAAAAUUAGCAAAAUGUUUUGUUUUUAUAUAUAUACAUCUUUAGACUUAAGUGGGGAAGUCAGAUGCUCUGAAAUUUUACAAUGGAGUAGAUGGCAGUUCCAUGAUACUCGGGUGACUGUUACGGCCCCUUGGUCUCUUACUGAAAAUGAAAUCCAAAUCUGUAUAAUAUGUUAAAUGGAUAACCGUGAUGGCAAACUUCUAGGAGUAAUUUAUUACAAUCAUAAGCAGAUGUGUUCUUUAUAGUCCUCAAUAAUGUAUAAAGCAUUUACUUCUAGAAUAGUUUAAAAUCUACAAAGAUUUUUUUUUGUUUUUUCAUUGUGAUAAAAUACCUAUAUUUUUGUGCAUUGUUAAGGAUGAGCACUAUUGUUUGACAAACUUGCUUUGUGAUACUUUGUAGCAUUUUACGUUACAUAUGGAUCACACCCAAUAAAAUCAUGAAAGCAU
Molecule: messenger RNA, 3873 nt
Organism: Saccostrea cuccullata (small rock oyster)
Lineage: Eukaryota; Metazoa; Mollusca; Bivalvia; Ostreida; Ostreidae
Product: zinc transporter ZIP13-like
Exons: 9
Coding region: 55-1251 (398 amino acids)
Biological process (GO): intracellular zinc ion homeostasis; zinc ion transmembrane transport
Cellular component (GO): membrane
Molecular function (GO): zinc ion transmembrane transporter activity
Source: RefSeq, a predicted model, not a curated record